AUGAGAGCUUACUGGUUUGAUAACAAGGAGGGCGACCAACGUGAACUCCACGACUCAGGUCGCGACGUUAACCCGGAGUACUUGGAGAAGCUCGGAGUUCUCUAUUACAGAUUCGCAGAUGAGAAAGAUGUCGACAAGCUCGCCUCGGACAGAAGUUACAAGAAUCGCGAUGUGAUUACGGUUUCACCAGAGAAAAUGGGCGAUAUCUAUGAGGAGAAGGUCAAGUCGUUCUUCAAUGAGCAUUUGCAUGAAGAUGAGGAGAUCAGAUAUAUCAGAGAUGGAGCGGGUUUCUUCGAUGUUAGGAGUGAGGGCGAUGAGUGGGUUCGCAUUAGGUUGGAAAAGGACGACUUGAUCAUUCUCCCAGCCGGUAUCUACCAUCGUUUUACCACCGAUGAAAACAACUAUAUCCAAGCAAUGAGAUUGUUCAAGGAGGAACCUAAAUGGACUCCUUUGAACCGUGGUUCAGAGGUCGAUGCCAAUCCAUACCGCAAGGAGUAUCUGCAAACUGUUCCUGCAAUCGCAGGCCAGUAA
Molecule: messenger RNA, 531 nt
Organism: Botrytis sinoallii
Lineage: Eukaryota; Fungi; Ascomycota; Leotiomycetes; Helotiales; Sclerotiniaceae
Exons: 4
Coding region: 1-531 (176 amino acids)
Molecular function (GO): acireductone dioxygenase [iron(II)-requiring] activity
Source: RefSeq, a predicted model, not a curated record